AUGAACAAACCGCUGAAGUUCAAGUCCUAUAAUCCAAGCCUUCAACGGCUGCAAAAAAAGAAGAAGGUCUUUAUGCCUAAGACGCAUUCGAGGGGGUUGGUAUCUCACGAGAAUCCCGGGCAAUGCGAGGCAGUAACUGAGACGUCAUCAGAGAAUCAUGACUUAAUUGAUACGAUGUUUAUUAAUCCUACGCUUGUUAAUUGGUCCAACGACUCAUGUGUGGCUCCGCAGCUCGAGAAUAGCUGCUCUCCUUUUAACGAGGAUAGCCGAGUGGUGCACGAGCAUCCUCAAACUUCGAUCAGCCUUGCAGUGCAGUCAGCGCCAACCGGAUGUUGGCAACCGGCCGAAGUGCAAUCGCUUCCCGGUCCUGAAGAGGAUGCCGCCGUGGACUCACGAUGGUCGUCAUGGAACAACAACAAUCACUUCAUAUGUCCGCUAUCUCCACCAUCUCCAGACCGACCUACUACUAGAGCAAGGACUGAAACCCCUUCGCCAGACAGUCCGUGUGGCGGGCAUGUGAGCGUUUCGUGUUGGCUGCAGGCUGAUCAGCAGCCAAACAACAUCAAGUCAAACCUGCAGCUAGAACAUGACCAUGACGUUGUUGAGACAACUAAUGAACAGCAGAGGAAGCGGCCAAAGUUGACCCUCCCUGAUGAAAGCAGUCAUUCACCGCAUGGAACCACCGAGGAUAAUAACAGCAAUUUGGACGAUAAUGACUCAGGAGAAAGUGCCGCUAUACCUUAUUCAAUGCGCGGCUUAGAUGCUGCCACAGCCCACAAUGAGUCUUUGCUCAGCCCUCAUGCAAGCAUUCAAUUGGACGCUCCUGCUUUUGUGCCAACGUGCCCCUCGGGACAGUGCAGCUCUCAUCGCCGCGAGGAAGCCAUACCACGUCAAUCCAAUAAAGCAGAGGCAAGCUGUUCAGCAUGUGCUGCACCGCAGGAGACGAAUUAUUUACCCAGAAUGCAAUAUAUGAGGCAAGCUAGCAAAUGCAAAUCAUGCUCGACUUUACGCGUGGCCCUCCUAGAAUCAUUAUCAUUGUUACAGCAUCUUUUGGACGAGGAUGUGCCCAGUACGGGAUGUGAGCCCGUGGGGGACAUUUCCAACUCAAGUUACGGUCUUGGAAACGGAUUUAGAGUCGACACCAGCAGUUGCGGAGAGACGUUAGAUACAUAUACCCCCAGCGACGAAGGUGACGAAAGGUCAGCCGUCCAAGUCGAAGUCACGAAUCUAUCUGGUCAGCAGCGUCAGUUAUCACAGCUAGAAGAACGCCGUCUACGAGCAUGGAGGAGGGAAAAUAAGUCAGAAUCUUGGAUUGCUUCCAAGCUCAAAAACUCAAAGUCGGCUAGAUUCGAUGUUCGUCGAGCGAACACGCAAAUGUCCACCACUAGGGCAAAAUUUACUUCAGACGAAGACGAUCUUAUCAAAACGCUGAAGGAGGAGGAGCAACUUACAUGGACGCAAAUCCAGGAGCGGCAUGAUAACCAGUUCCAUAGGCGAUCAAAGGAGUCGCUUCAAGUGCGGUACUGUACAAAGCUGAAGAAUCGCGAGAAAGCGUGA
Molecule: messenger RNA, 1557 nt
Organism: Pochonia chlamydosporia 170
Lineage: Eukaryota; Fungi; Ascomycota; Sordariomycetes; Hypocreales; Clavicipitaceae
Product: myb-like DNA-binding domain-containing protein
Exons: 2
Coding region: 1-1557 (518 amino acids)
Source: RefSeq, a predicted model, not a curated record